Populus trichocarpa (black cottonwood) is the source of this 1368-nucleotide messenger RNA. RefSeq lists its product as uncharacterized. The coding region runs from base 695 to 1312 and encodes 205 amino acids. Gene Ontology annotation, cellular component: nucleus. The record is from RefSeq and is a predicted model, not a curated record. NCBI's taxonomy places the organism in Eukaryota, Viridiplantae, Streptophyta, Magnoliopsida, Malpighiales, Salicaceae. The transcript has 7 exons.
AAGAAGACUUCUCCCGCGUACUCACCGAUAUCAUCAUCUCCUCAACUUCACCAAUCACACUAGAGCUACCCUCUUUACCAAGACGGUAUGGGAAAAAAUGGGCAAGUCCCUGCACAAUCUUUUCAUCUACUCGAGCUUCUUUUUCUCUGUUUUUAUCUCUUUGUUCUUCUCUUUCUUUCCGCCACACCUGGCUGAAGAUACAUGUAGUAUUUUAUAUGCCCAUAGCUAGAAAAUCCACUGCUCAAAAUACCAUUGUGACUUUUUACUCUAGAUGAAACCCUAGGAUUCCCAGUGCCCAGAUCACAGGGAGGCAACUUCAAACGGUGAGAAAUCAAAAUCUAACAAUUUCUUUAAAAUUCAUAAUCCAUUCAAGUUGUGGUUCACUGAAUAAUUCAGAACUUGAAGAUCAUGAACGUGUGGUUCGACUCUAUUGCCACCCGGCAAGACAUAUUGGGCCUCGUGGGCCCAAUAAGUCAAAGAAAACAGUAGACGUGUCCAUAGAAUAGUAAUGAAGGCGCAUCCAUAACUAUGGUGCUCAGUCGCACGACAUAGAACCUUCUCUCUCCUAGCCUAGGUCCUGCUCUCUAGCGCUGAUGAGACACUUUAUGUUUUUUCAUCAAGUUCUGGAGAGGGAAAAACAAACAUAGAAUUGGAAUCUGUUAGGAUUUGACAGUUAGUUGAAAAAUCAAACAAGAUGGAAGAGGAAUUACGGCUUCCAGUAAGGUUGAUGAAUUUCGUAUCCGAGGAACAGUUGGAUGAAGCAAAGAAAUCAAGGGGUGAGCGAGUUGAGGAUGGUACUGCCCAGAGAGACAGGCCCCUCUUCGAGAUUUUAAAGGAGAAUAAGGACAAGAAGGAUGCUGAAUUUAAUGAACGACUCAAGCAUAGACCACCGAAAGCUUUGGAUGAAGAUGAGACUGAGUUUCUUGAUAAUUUAGAAAUGUCAAAGAAGGAAUAUGAGCAGCAGAUAGCAGAUGAGGAAGCCCGACAGCUUCGGAGUUUCCAAGCAGCAGUUGCAGCUCAGUCAUUCAGUGUGGAUGAUUUGAAGGAAACACCACUUGUUCCUCCAGUCCCGGAGCAAAAAUCAAUUGGGAGGAAGAAUCCACCUGCUCGCCCAUUAAGUAUGAUUAUCAAAGUCAAACCUCAGGCGAAGAAAGCGAAGAUGGACCUGGGAAAUGUCGAAGAACAUUUAGAGAUAGGGAAAACUCCCGAUUUUAAUAUGGAAAAAUCUUCAGACACGGUGAAAGUACCUAGCAAUGAUGUUGCUAAAACUGGCCUUGUUUCAUACAGUGAUGAAAGUGAAGAUGAUGAUUAGUAGUUUUUGCUAAAGAUACCUUGGAUAUUUAUUAUCACUUGAUUGAAUUUCGUUUA